Lingula anatina is the source of this 3649-nucleotide messenger RNA. Its product is annotated as sphingosine-1-phosphate lyase 1. Gene Ontology annotation, cellular component: endoplasmic reticulum. Lineage: Eukaryota; Metazoa; Brachiopoda; Lingulata; Lingulida; Lingulidae. Gene Ontology annotation, molecular function: pyridoxal phosphate binding; sphinganine-1-phosphate aldolase activity. The record is from RefSeq and is a predicted model, not a curated record. Gene Ontology annotation, biological process: carboxylic acid metabolic process; sphingolipid catabolic process.
AACAAACAUCCGUCUGGAUGGAAUGGACUUUGGUCGGAUAUUUACUCUCGUCAUGUCACGUGGCGCGAGAAGGUGCGAUAAAGCAGUCAUGGCAGACGAAACGAAGCAACAACAAUCUCUACAACAAUUACAAGAUAUAGUACAGCCUUAUUUUGAGGUGUUCAGGCUGUAUAUGAAUGACUUGUGUGAAGGAUUUGAACCUUGGCAGAUAAUUAUAGUAACAUUUGGUUUAACUGUGGUCCUGGUCUGGUUGAAAGAGUUUUUGUUUCAAGAUGAAAGUCUGCUGGAACGGGCUAAGAAAUUUUUCUUCAGGAACGUUAGGAGACUUCCAAUGGUCAAGGCGAGAAUAGCUGCAGAAAUUGAAAAAACAAGAAAUGAUGUUGAAGAUAAUUUCAAUAAAGGUGGAACAAUUACAUAUAUGAAGCACUUACCUAAACAGGGUUUAUCUCAGGAAAAAUUAUUCAGAUUGAUUGAAGAUUACAGGCAGCUAGCUGAUGUAAACUGGGAAAAGGGACACUGCUCUGGCACUGUGUACAGCGGAGAUCCUGUACUUACUGAUAUUGCUACUAAGGUGUAUGGUAUAUUUGCUUGGAGUAACCCACUGCACAGUGAUGUCUUUCCUGAUGUCCGCAAGAUGGAGGCGGAGGUGGUACGCAUGUGCUGUAACAUGUUCCAUGGAGGACCAGAUAGUUGUGGAAAUAUGACAUCUGGUGGCACAGAGAGUAUACUCAUGGCAUGUAAAACAUUCAGGGACAGAGCAUAUGAAAAAGGCAUUAAGUUUCCAGAGAUGCUAGUUCCAGUUACUGCACAUGCAGCUUUUGACAAAGCUGCACAUGCAUUCCGAAUAAAAAUAAAGCAUAUUCCAGUAGACUCUUUCACAAUGCAGGUGGAUGUUGAUGCAAUGAAGAAGGCUAUAUCAAGAAAUACUUGUAUGCUCGUUGGAUCUGCUCCUGGUUUUCCACAUGGAAUAAUGGAUCCUAUUGAAGAAAUUUCAAAGCUUGGAGUGAAGUAUGAUAUUCCAGUCCAUGUGGAUUCCUGUCUGGGAGGUUUUCUUGUACCAUUCAUGGACAAGGCUGGAUUUCCCUUAGCUCCAUUUGACUUUAGGCUUCCUGGGGUAACCAGUAUCUCUGCAGAUACCCAUAAGUAUGGGUAUGCACCAAAGGGAUCCUCAGUGGUUCUGUAUUCAAACAAAAAUAUAAGGCUAUACCAGUAUUUUGUGGCCCCAGACUGGCCUGGUGGUAUCUAUGCAACAGCGACUCUGGCAGGAAGCCGUGCUGGUGCAAUAGUGGCAGCUUGCUGGGCUACCAUGGUGUAUAUAGGAGAACAGGGCUACAUUAAUUCUACCAGACAAAUUAUUCAAACCAGACAAUAUAUUGAAGAUGGACUGCGCCAGAUAGAAGGCCUCUUUGUAUAUGGAAAGCCAUCCGUCAGUGUGAUUGGUUUUGGAUCUCUGGACUUCAAUAUCUACAGACUUUCUGAUAUGCUUACUUCUAAGGGCUGGAACCUGAAUGCUUUGCAAUUCCCAUCUAGUGUUCAUCUCUGUGUAACCCUCCUGCACACCAAGCCUGGUGUUGCUGAUCACUUUCUACAGGAAGUACGCCAGUGCACUGCUGCCAUCCUGAAGGAUCCCAAUGCCAAGUGUGGGGGAAUGGGAGCUAUCUAUGGCAUGGCCCAAAGUAUCCCAGACCGUUCCCUGGUGUCUGAGAUGGUCCACUGUUUCCUAGAUGGCACCACCAGCACAGGCCCAAGUACCUCCAACAUGACUAAUGGGUCAACACAUUGAGGACAGUAAAACACUGAUCAAACUAGAUUCUCCAUAUUUUUAAUGCACUUGCUCACUUUAGCAUGAUUUUGUAGGCAAAUUAUCAUGAGAAUAUCAGAUUAUUAAUAAUAUAUUGUCAGUAGACAUAAAAAUUCAGAAUUUGCAUUUUUCAAGCCAUAUGUAUUUGGCAUAUUUAUCAUGAGAAAUGUGUGUUAUAGCAUAAUUCAAUUAUGAAAGGUUUUAAAGUCUGUUAUACAUUUCUGCGUAGCAUAUGUCCCAUUGAAAUGAGAUGCAAAGAAAGGCUUUGGUUUCAUGGAAUGUGUAAUAUAGAAUGCAUUCCGAACAAAUGAUCCAUAGACUUACUGAUCCGCAAACUAAAUAUGGCCGACCUCGCCAUCUCGCCAUUAAACGGACUAAAUAUCGGCUCCGAAGUUUAAUUGCAAGGCCCCUGCAGGGACCAUGCGUGUGGAAGUGGGUAGACCUUCAGGGGCUUGAAUGGCUUUCUUUUAUUUGGGUCGGCCUUAAUUGAUCAACAGAUCAGUUUGGCCUCGGAUCUGCUUUCUUUUAAUGCGUUCAUAGUAUGCACAGAACAAAUUUUGGAUCAUCUUUAUCACAAGGUAUCAGGUACGUACAAGUAAUUAUUAGAAAUUGUACAAAAGGCUAUAUUUGUUAUAUCUAUCAGAUUUGUGUUUUCCUCUUGAAGUGUUUAGUCAAACUUAUUCACAAGAAGGUGGUUGUCUAGCACAUAGAUAUGUUGACUAUGCCCAGUUUACACCAGGCUGCAACCUUCUCACAAUUACAAAAUUUUUGGUAUGUGGCACAAGUCUCAGCAGUUUUCUGCCUUGGUUGCCCAUUCCUGUAUUAGACAAAACCUCAAGCUCUCUGUAAUGCUUACAUGUGAAACAUUCCUCAAAAGUACUGUGACCAGGCACUGCCACACGCUGAGUGGAUUGGGAGUGUAUUACAACCUGUGGUUCCCACUGGAGAGUGAGCUGAGACUUGCAAGAAUUAGUCACGCCAUGAUUAUAAUGUCUUGUGAUGGUCAGUAAUUGCAAUACUUGUAGGUGUUUUAAACAGUUCCAUUUCCAAGGUCACUAAUGAAAAGUUGUGCAAAUCAAGGGAGAGGUCUUGGGAGACUAUUGAACUCAAUUGGAUACCCUAGGCCAGUCCUUUGUGACAGAUGAUAAGGUUGGACAAAGAAUAAAUCUCCAAAUGGUUGCAAGCCCAAGGUAAACGGGUUGUAAAGGUGAAAGAGUAAUUACUGAAUAUAUUUGUUAUAGUAUAUUGUGUGUUAUUUUUCAGGGUAGUGAACAGUUUUCCAAUACUGAAAUUUCUGUUGUUAUAUUCUGUUGUUUACUAAAUCGCUUGAUACCUCUCAACAUGAUGUUAUUUUAAUGUAAUGUUUCAUAUUAAUAUAUACUAUAAUAUGUUUGCAUUAUAAGUGAACAAUUAUUCCUUGCUGAAGAUUUUGAAUUUUCACUCGUAUCACUCUGCUGUCAUGCUGAAGACGCAUUCAGAAAGUGUUAAAUUAUCAUAUUAAUUGCCUUGAAAGAGGAGUUUCUCAGUUGAUGUAAUAAUGUUAGGGGAAAAUUUCUUCCUUCACUAUACGUAACAUUUUGUUUUGCCAUCCCGGUGAAUUCCACAAGUGUAAGAUGUAACAAUGGUCUAUGGAGCUGCCAUUACAGUACAUUUCAUAGGUAAUUGUACAUGUAAAUGAAUUAAUUCAACAAAGUUCAGUUAUGAUUAAGUGCCUUUCAUUUAACUUAAUCUUGCAUUUGUUCAAUUUUAUCUGCACAUAGUAAUCUCACCAAAAGAAAAUACAGUGCAUUAUGGGUACUUUAAGUCGAAUUUUAGUUAAGUGAUGAUUUUAUGAAUUUGAACUAUUAA